UAUACAUCCACAGCGGCGAGGGUCGAAAGUGAAAGCGAUUCCUCGAAGGAGCCCUUCCUUCCGCGUGGGCUCCAUUAUCACGACCGACCGCCGCUGGCAGCAGACGCACCGUCACCGGGCUCCGUCAGUGUCCUGCCGCGCGCGCACACACACACACACACACACACACACACACACGAGCCACCGCGAUGGGGAAGAUCUACCAGGUGAUCGUGAAUGGCGUGAGGGGGGAGAAAAUGACCAUCGACCUGUGCAACACGGACGAGCAGAUGAACAGCUUCACGGUGGAGCAGCUGAAGCAUAAGAUUGUGGAAAAGAUCCCCGGUGACAGCAUGGAGUCUCUGCGGCUGAUCUUCACCGACAAGCUGCUGGAUGAAGAUUCGGCCACGCUGGCCUCCUAUGGGGUCCAACACCAAUCUGUCCUCCAGCUGGUGCUAAGGGUUCCCGGGGGACUGAGAGUGUGACAGACAGACAGACUCGGGACUUCCGUGCACUUGAUGACGUGACUGUGUAGUUACUGUACAGAUUUCUCAGACGAUAACUCGCGUUGCCUUAAAUCUCUCCAAUUCUCCCCCGGUGGGCUUUUCUGAGUUCUGUAAAUCUGAUCGUGGACAUUUGUAUGAGUGUAAAGGUUUAUUAUCAGUAGACGUCAAACUGGAACAGCGGGGGGGGGGGGGGCAUGGUCGAGGUCGACACCAGCACACAGCCCCCUCCCCCUCCCCCCCACUGUAAAUGUUGUUUACCC
Lampris incognitus (smalleye Pacific opah) is the source of this 745-nucleotide messenger RNA. RefSeq lists its product as uncharacterized. NCBI's taxonomy places the organism in Eukaryota, Metazoa, Chordata, Actinopteri, Lampriformes, Lampridae. The record is from RefSeq and is a predicted model, not a curated record. Bases 189 to 464 code for a protein of 91 amino acids. The transcript is spliced from 2 exons. Gene Ontology annotation, molecular function: protein binding.